Messenger RNA from Aedes albopictus (Asian tiger mosquito), 1397 nucleotides. RefSeq lists its product as uncharacterized. The record is from RefSeq and is a predicted model, not a curated record. The transcript is spliced from 2 exons. The coding region runs from base 330 to 1274 and encodes 314 amino acids. Lineage: Eukaryota; Metazoa; Arthropoda; Insecta; Diptera; Culicidae.
GCAAAAAAGGGAAAACAAAUUAUUUGUAUUAUGUUCCUCUUCCUUCUUCAACAUCAAAGGAGCAAAAAAUUGUUUUGUUAUUAUUUCUUUCUCCUUCACGUCAACUGUAUCGCAGCUGUAGAUCAUCACAGGUGCAUAUUUUCUUUCGCGAUUUGCCUUGCUUUCGACGAUUGUUCUUUGUUUUGCCAAGUCGAUCGAUCCCCGGGUUCGAACAGUGAAUAACUGCUCGUAGAAAGUUGCUGAGUAGUGCGUUUUCCGACUGAUCCAUCCUCUCACCUGGUCAAAUUAUCAUCUGAAAGGCGUUCUUAAAGCAAAAGGGUAGACGCACCAUGUCCGCUAAAAAAACAACACAGAAAAAGCCUACAGCAGCAGCAUUGAUGCGGGCCAUUCAACUAAAACACGUUAAGGAUGAUUCUCCGGCGGUUCCACUGGGAAAGCAGGAUGCAUCGACGCAAACAGAACCAAACGAGUCUGCGGAGGCGAACGACAAUCUCAACGUCAAAAUGAACAAAUGUCUGUUGAUGUUGUCGCACCUAAAUACUAAGGUGGAUGCGCUGGGUGCAAACCAAUACCAGCAGCAAGGAAGUUCCAGUGAUCGGUUCAGCGUAAAACUUUCUAAGGUGAAUUUUCAACCAGUGAAAAGCUUAGUCGAUUUUGAAGCUUUGGAGGAUCGCUGCCGAGAUGAAGCUUUCGUGAAAGCGACAGUUGCUUCGAUUGGACAUAUUCACGGUCAUCACCGAUAUACUGGCCAAGGUGCAACAGUGAGUCUCCGAAUAAUCGACCACUUUUUUUCUCGGGAUUUCCUCAUGAAGUGUUCAUGGACAGGCGCCAGCCGUUCUUCAGGUAAUGAACCAAGCAAGAGGCAGAAAAUCGCUUUCAUGAAGUAUGAUAGAUCAAUUGACUUGUUCUAUCAGACGGUGCUUUAUUCGGACCCAACAUAUACUAUCGACGAAUGCAAAUCUUUUCUGCAUCGCUGCUUGAAAAAUGCUAGUCAACGGUUCGCGGAAGUGAGCGGAACAAGGAAACCAGUAUCUCGGAAGCGGAAGCGAUUGGCAACUGGAGAGGAUCGGGAGGAAUCAACGGAAGAUGAUCCGGACGGAGAUGAGAGUGGAGAUAUUGUUAUUGAGAAUCAUAAAAUCGAAGAGAGAGAACAAGAUUACGACGACGGAUCACCAGCAGAAACUUCCGGAAACACGUCGUGGCAGGUGGAGUUUCUGGAAAAUAAUGCGGACGAAGAAGAUGUUCCACUCCAACUGGUGAAAAGCGAAAAUUAGUGCGUUGAACAAUACAUUUGAUUGUUUUUUUUUUUGCUGUCUAUUUUUCAGUGAUGAUUUUUUUAAAUAAAACCGAACAAUGAAUUGACCAGAGAUUUUUUUUUAUUUAUAUUUAAAAAUACA